Messenger RNA from Chara braunii, 2397 nucleotides. Lineage: Eukaryota; Viridiplantae; Streptophyta; Charophyceae; Charales; Characeae. The record is from the annotation of a GenBank genome assembly.
UCUCGUCGGUUCCGCAGCACCGAGGCCGAUUGGGCGACCAACACUCUCGUUCUCAAAACGAAGUGUGGACAAACGUAUCACGUACCUUUCAUAGGUACCACUGCGACACCACGCCCCGAUCCUCCUCCCCCGGAGCCCUCCGUGCCCAUACCAUCUCCUUCUAUCACCGUCACCUCGCCUCGGCAGUUCGCCCACUUCAUCCGACAGGACGACGUCACCUUGUUUAUGGUGAACGUGAUGGAUCUCUUACACUAUGAUCCACCCUGUCCCGACGUCGAACUCAUCCCUCUGGAGCCAGAUCUCCUUCUAUCUCCAUGACUCCCAUCUCUACUUCCGUCCCUCCGCCAUCCGUCGAGUCCACCACGCCGUCGCCAGCUGACGCUGACGCUGAGGAACUCGCACGAUAUACUGCUGACCUGGAGCCCGCAGUUCGUGACCUCAUUCGAGAGUACCACGACGUUUUCCCAUCGUCGUUCUCGUAUGCAGGCAUCCCACCGAUGCGCGACGUAGAGCACUCCAUCCAGCUUGUGCCUGACUAUCGUGUUCACCACCAGGCACCCUACAGACUCUCGAUCCCCGAGGCCACCGAACUCAAGCGUCAGCUUGAGGAGCUCCUGAGACUGGGUUUCAUUAAACCCAGCAACUCCCCGUGGGGUGCACCCGUCCUCUUUGCUUUCAAAGCGGAUGGAACUCUCCGUCUCUGCAUCGACUAUCGCGGUCUCAACCUCUACACGGUUAAGAACAGCUACCCCAUGCCUCGUUCCGACGAGUUGUUCGACCACCUAGCAAGCAACCGCUUCUUUACGAAGAUUGAUCUUCGUAGCGGUUACCAUCAGAUCCGCAUCGCUGCAGCCGACCAGCCGAAGACAAAGUUCCGAUCGCGCUUCGGCCACUACGAGUUCACGGUGAUGCCAUUCGGCCUCACCAACGUACCCGCUACCUUCCAGAGGGCGAUGAAUAACAUCUUCAGGGACAUCCUGGAGCAGUACGUUCUCGUCUACCUCGACGAUAUCCUGGUCUACAGUUGUACCUUUGAGGAGCAUCUUAGACACCUCUGCGACGUCCUUGACCGCUUGCGCAGACAUGGCUUCUAUGCCAAGCUGAGCAAGUGCCGCUUUGCCCAGCACAAAGUGGAUUUCUUUGGAUACUACGACACUAGAGAGCCCCGUAUUUGCGUUCCCUCCACUGGACAGCUACGUGUCCGAGUAGUAGCAGAGUUCCAUGACCAGGCAACUGCCGGUGAUAUGGGCUUCCACAAGACGUUGGCUCGUGUGAGCCGCCUGUACGUCUGGCCGAAGCGCAAGGACUUUGUGAAGGACUACGUCGCAGAGUGUCCCACCUGUCAGGAGGUGAACAGUGCGAACCACCAGCCUUAUGGUUUGCUCCAACCUCUUCCUAUCCCUGAGGGUCGUUGGCAGUCCAUCUCGAUUGACUUUAUCUGUCCUCUUCGUCCUCCGACCCCCCGCGGUCAUGAUGCUAUCCUGGUCAUCGUCGACCGCUUCACGAAGUGCGCACUCUUUGUUCCGUGCCGCUAUGCCAUCAGUGCACGUGAGGUCGCCGACAUCGUGUUUGACCGAUUCGUGCGUGACCACGGCUUACCUCUGAGCAUCAUAUCUGACCGUGACCCGCGCGUUACGAGCCGAUUCUGGCGACGUCUCCACGAGGUUUACGGCACCCAGCUCCGCUUCUCCUCGUCUUACCAUCCCCUGACUGAUGGUCAGACCGAGGUCACGAAUAGGACUCUCGGAGACAUUCUUCGAAAGAUUGCUCGUGACGACCAGCAAUGGGAUCUCCAUCUUGCCCACGCGGAGAUAGCCUACAACCACGCCGUCUCGCCAGCCAYGGGGAUGUCGCCUUACUAUUGUGACCUCGGCUAUCACCCUCGUGUUCCCACGAACUUCCUUCGACCGUCACAGAUGCACCCCGACACGAGUUGUCCCGCGCUGGAUGAUUGGGUUGCACACAUGACGUUGAUCAUGAAGACCGCACAUGAGCACAUAGCCGCUUCCCAGACUCGCAUGGCAGCACUUGCGAACCGAUCGAGGAUGGAUCAUCCAUUCAAAGUCGGUGAUGAUGUGCUUAUCGACGCCCGCCACUUACAGCUCGAAGCGGACACGCUUCGCAAGUUUCGACGUCGCUUCUUUGGCCCAUGCCGCAUCCUCUAGGCCGUCGGUUCUGAUACGACAUCUAGCCCGGUCAGCUUCCGUGUGAAGCUGCCCCACUACCUACGUCAGGCUCGUGUGCACGAUGUCUUCCACGUCUCAUUACUGCGUCCUUACCGCAGACCGUCUGAGCGUUUCACUGAACGACCAUACAAGCGCCCCCCACCCAUCAUGGUGGACGGUCACGAGGAGUUCCUCGUUUCAGACAUCAUUGGUCGCCGAGUCACCGACGACA